AUGAUCACCAUCCAUCAACGCACGAGCUACUUGGUAGCUGCAAAGCUCCAGAAGCGAUCCCUGCUAGUUGCUAUCAAUUCGCUUGCUGCAAUAUCCAUCUUCUUCUUCGGAUAUGAUCAGGGUCUCAUGGGCGGCGUCAACGAGUCUCCUGACUAUGUGAAAACCAUGAAAAUUGGACAUGUCGAUGCCCAAGGAGAACUUGUCAUCACCAACACGCUCCUACAAGGAGGCAUCGUUGCGAUCUUUUACAUUGGCACUUUGGUCGGCUGUCUGGCAGGAGGCUCGUUCGGUGACCGUUACGGAAGAAUUAGUGCCAUUGGUCUCGGAGCUGUGUGGGCCAUCCUGGGAGCCGCCCUGCAGACUGCUGCGCAGAAUCACGUGUGGAUGCUGUGUUCUCGCGUCAUAAAUGGGAUCGGCGUCGGUGUGCUCAAUGCUAUUGUACCCGCAUGGGCAUCCGAGGUCGCCGAGUACAAAUCCCGUGGUGCCUUCAUCGCCAUGGAGUUCACACUGAACAUCUUUGGUGUCGUCGUGGCCUACUGGCUGGCGUAUGGUGUGUCGUACGUCGACAAUGGCGCAAGCGCAUUCCGUUGGAGAUUCCCAAUCGCUUUCCAGAUUAUCCCGCUCCUGGUCCUCCUUGCCAUAUGCUGGUUCUUCCCAGAGUCUCCGCGCUGGCUUGCCAAAGUCGAGCGAGACGAAGAGGCGUAUUACGUUCUCCAGCGUCUACGUGGAACUGGAGGCGACGACGUUGGUAAAGCCGAAGCUGAACUCAAAGACAUUCGGGAUUUGGUGGUGGCAGAGAAGACAGCGAAACACAACCAUUCCUACGUACACAUGUUCUUGGGCCUUGGGUCAGGCAAGCUACACACCGGUCGUCGUGUUCAGCUCUGUAUCUGGCUGCAGAUCAUGCAAAGCUGGACAGGCAUCGCAGGUGUCACGAUCUUUGGCCCCAAGAUCUUCGCCAUUGCUGGAUAUGCCGAUCGAAAGGGACAGUGGAUUGCAGGAUUGAACAACAUCUUCUAUACUUUGGCGACACUUAUCUGUGUCUUCACACUGGACCGAAUUGGCCGCCGUUGGACACUCUGGUGGGGAGCAGUUGGGCAGGCAGUUGCCAUGUUCCUUGUUGGAGCAUUCGCCAGGCUAGGUUUGGAUGCCACUGCCGAUGGGAACACGAGCGGUGCUGCCUCAUAUGGCGCCGCAGCAGCCUCCUUUGUGUACAUCUAUACUUUCAUAUUUGGCGCCACAUGGCUUACAGUGCCUUGGCUUUAUCCGGCUGAAAUCUUCCCCCUGACAGUGCGAGCAAAAGGCAAUGCUUGGGGUGUGGCUGGCUGGUCAGUUGGGAACGGUACCUUGACUCUGGCCUUGCCCUACAUUGUUGCCGCCAUUAACGAGAAGCUUCUCUACAUCUUCGGCGCUGUGAACAUAGUCAGUAUUCCAAUCGUGUGGGCACUAUACCCUGAGUCCAACCAACGAACACUGGAAGAAAUGGACGCUUUGUUCUCCGCCAGCACUCCUUGGGUAUGGGAUGCGGAGCGCAACUUCAAAAUGAUACAGGAGCAAGAUCCGGACAUGAGCCAGACAAAGAGACGGGCGUCAGUCGACACAAGUGAGAAAGCUGAACGCGUAGAGAUUGGUCACCACGAAAACAUCGUGUAG
Zasmidium cellare ATCC 36951 is the source of this 1653-nucleotide messenger RNA. RefSeq lists its product as uncharacterized. Gene Ontology annotation, cellular component: membrane. The transcript has 5 exons. The record is from RefSeq and is a predicted model, not a curated record. Gene Ontology annotation, biological process: transmembrane transport; carbohydrate transport. Gene Ontology annotation, molecular function: carbohydrate:proton symporter activity. Bases 1 to 1653 code for a protein of 550 amino acids. Lineage: Eukaryota; Fungi; Ascomycota; Dothideomycetes; Mycosphaerellales; Mycosphaerellaceae.